This is a messenger RNA of Xenia sp. Carnegie-2017, 1374 nucleotides long. Its product is annotated as transmembrane protein 19-like. Lineage: Eukaryota; Metazoa; Cnidaria; Anthozoa; Malacalcyonacea; Xeniidae. The record is from RefSeq and is a predicted model, not a curated record. Gene Ontology annotation, cellular component: membrane.
UGCAACAAGAGUAACAUGAAGUUUUGUCUUCAAUGAGCAAUUAACUAUAGAUGUACCUGGAAGUACCAUGUCUUGAUUGUCUUGGACCGAAAUUUCAUAAUUAUCUGCCAGUAACAUUGAAUAUAGAGAAAAUAUGAGCAUUUCUGUUACCGUUCGUCUUGCUUUGGCUUUUAUUAUUCCUUUAUUAAUAACGAGCCGUGGAUAUAAGAAGAAAUCUCUGAAUUUCAGUGGAGCCUUAUCGUCUCUGAUCGUUGGCUUUCUGUUGACUUUUACGAAUUUUUGCUUUUUUUCUGCACUUUUUGCGUUCUUUGCAUCUGCAUCCUUCGUGACCAAACUAAAGGCUGACGUGAAAAGGAAAAUAGAGCACGAUUUUAAGGAAGGUGGUCAAAGGGACUGGCUGCAAGUUGUAUGCAAUGGAGGUGUAGCUGUUGUUGCAUGUAUUUUGUAUCUGAUCGAGGUAGGCUCAGAACAACCAAUUGAUUUCGCCAAAGAUAUAUCGCCUUUGUUCUCCAUUGCCUUGCUGGGAUCGUUAGCUUGUUGUAAUGGUGACACCUGGGCUUCUGAAAUUGGAUCAGUGUAUGGUAGUUACCCACGAUUGGUCACCACCUUACAAUUGGUACCUGUUGGCACUAAUGGUGGUAUCACUUUGAUUGGUACUGUGGCCAGUUUGGUUGGAGGCACCAUUGUAGGUGUGGUAUACUAUGCAACCAUUCAGGCGAUGAUGACAUUUGAUAUGACACUUGCAAAUUAUCCACGCUAAUGGCCAAUUAUUUUGAUCGGAUCGCUCAGUGGAUUGAUAGGCUCUUUGAUUGAUUCCAUACUUGGUGCAAAACUACAAUAUUCGGUUAUUGUCAUGUCCAAAAGAAUUGUUCACUCACCCUCAUCAACAACCAAGGACAUUAGUGGACGGACAUUUUAAGCAAUCACGGUGUGAAUUUUUUCAUCAUUAAUGACAGCAUCCAUAAUGCCAGUUAUUGCAUAAUGGAUUGUGGAAAUAUAUGUAACUGGAUUCAACAAUAGCAUGUGACCAAUUCAACCUGAUCAAAAUAACACACCAUGAAGCUUCAACAUGUCUGCAAAUUUAUUUGAAACCUCAUACAAUAUUUAUAAAAUUAAAUACAAAACCUGCAGUUUAAAACAUUUGUCCAUGGUAAAGCAAGCUAAGAUUAACUGUAAUUUUGAAUUACGUUUGUGAAUUAUAACUACAAAAGGUAACAACAGAAAACACUUCUAAAUUCUAAUUAUCGAAAUUACUUACAGAAAAAAUAUAGCACAGCAAGCAUAUAAGCUUAUACUUUGAAAGUUAUAAUUAAAAUGAUACACAUUGUUUUGUUAAAAGUAAUUAAAUACUAAUUUAUUUCGUGCCACUAUUAA